Molecule: messenger RNA, 1626 nt
Organism: Odobenus rosmarus divergens (Pacific walrus)
Lineage: Eukaryota; Metazoa; Chordata; Mammalia; Carnivora; Odobenidae
Gene: NSUN4
Product: NOP2/Sun domain family, member 4
Exons: 7
Coding region: 349-1356 (335 amino acids)
Biological process (GO): rRNA methylation
Cellular component (GO): mitochondrial large ribosomal subunit
Molecular function (GO): methyltransferase activity
Source: RefSeq, a predicted model, not a curated record
AUUCGGCGGUGCGCGCUGAAAUGGCUGCGCUGGUAGUGAGAAGAGUUCGGGACGUGCUGAAGCGUGCACACUUCGCGACCAUCCCGCGGAGACAUCGACAUAAGAAGAAAUGGCCCCGCCGCCCUCACCCCUCGAAAAAUGUUUUAGCGACAACCCCUCCCUUCCUGGGUCUGCGCCGCCCUCCAAGAAAGGAUUCAACCCCAUCCUCACCCUCGAGCAGCCUCUGGCGUCCAGGAAAGGUUACAGCGAUCACCCUGCCCAUACUCCUGGCCUUUCCCCAAACUCAGGCAAAGGGCUGCCACAGAGCCCAAAUUUCCUGCCACUCAACUGGCUCUGCAGAAUUUUGACAUGACCUACAGUGUGCAAUUUGGUGAUCUCUGGCCAUCCAUCCGGGUCAGUCUCCUUUCAGAGCAGAAGUAUGGUGCACUGGUUAAUAACUUUGCUGCCUGGGAUCAUGUGAGUGGUGAGCUGGAGCAACUGAGGGCCAGGGACUUUGUGAAGGACGCCAUUUCCCACGGGGAACUGGAGCCCGAGGGUGGCCAGACUCCAACUCCAACUCCAGCCUCCGGGGCCUACAGCCCGAACCUUCGAUGCUUCACUUUUGCCAGAGGGGAUGUCAGUCGGUUCCCUCCUGCCAGGCUUGGCAGCCUGGGUGUCAUGGACUACUACCUGAUGGAUGCUGCUUCCUUGCUGCCUGUCCUGGCCCUUGGCCUACAGCCUGGCAACACUGUGCUUGACUUAUGUGCAGCACCCGGGGGAAAGACACUAGCACUGCUUCAGACUGGCUGUUGCCGCAAUCUCGCUGCCAAUGAUGUGUCCACUUCUCGAACAGGCAGACUACAGAGGGUCCUUCACAGCUAUGUGCCUCAAGAUAUCAGGGAUAGAAAUCGAGUUCGAGUCACCUCAUGGGAUGGCAGGAAGUGGGGAGAACUGGAGGGGGACACCUAUGACCGGGUGCUGGUGGACGUGCCCUGUACCACAGACCGCCACUCCCUUCAUGAGGAGGAGAACAACAUCUUUCAGCGGUCGAGGAAGAAGGAGCGGCAGAUGUUGCCUAUGCUUCAGGUGCAGCUGCUUGCGGCUGGACUCCUUGCCACCAAACCAGGAGGCCAUGUUGUCUAUUCCACCUGCUCACUCUCACACUUACAGAACGAGUAUGUGGUGCAAGGCACCAUCGAGUUCCUGGCCAAUCAAUACAGCAUCAAGGUUCAGGUGGAAGACCUGACUCACUUCCGAAAGCUUUUCAUGGACACAUUUUCUUUCUUCCCAUCCUGCCAGGUUGGGGAGCUGGUAAUCCCAAACCUCUUGGCCAAUUUUGGGCCUAUGUACUUCUGCAAAAUGUGUAGGCUGACAUAGCAUCACCCUGUUCCCGAAGUCCUGGUGUAGGAGGGUGAAGGGUAUACUCCCAUGGAGGCACCAGAAACUGAGACCCGUGGCAAAGAUGCACUCUGGGUCCUAUCGCCAUCCUGUUCAAGUCUUUCUAUAGACAGUUUUCAGCGUUAGAAAGUAGGAGUUUUCUGUCCUGCUGUCCAAUUGUGAGAGCAUCAGCAGGUUUCUAACUCACUUAUUAUACCCUCUCCCCCCGUUUCUAAGCCUGUGCUAAAGGUUCCUGCCCCAUUAAGAGCU